Messenger RNA from Branchiostoma belcheri (Belcher's lancelet), 1047 nucleotides. RefSeq names its product glutamate receptor-like. Bases 1 to 1047 code for a protein of 348 amino acids. The transcript is spliced from 4 exons. The record is from RefSeq and is a predicted model, not a curated record. Gene Ontology annotation, cellular component: plasma membrane. Lineage: Eukaryota; Metazoa; Chordata; Leptocardii; Amphioxiformes; Branchiostomatidae. Gene Ontology annotation, molecular function: ligand-gated monoatomic ion channel activity; signaling receptor activity.
AUGGCAGUCACCGUCAUCAUCGCCACCUACACAGCUAACCUGGCAGCCUUCUUAACUGUGGCACGUAUGAGCAGUGGUAUAAAUUCAGUUGAGGAUCUGGCGAAUCAGAAGAAAAUACCGUACGGAACGGUCAGCAACAGCCAACCAGAGUCCUUCUUCGAGUUUUCCAAGAUCGAGCACUUCGCGCGGAUGUACGACUUCAUGACGUCACGGAACACCUUCGUGGAGACGUCCGAAGAAGGCAUCCAGAGGGUCCACGACCCAAACGACGACUAUGCCUUCAUCUGGGACUCUGCCGUUCUGGACUACGAGGCAGAACAGGAGCCGUGUGAGAUCAUGACUGUUGGGAGACUGUUCGGGAAGAUCGGGUACGGGUUCGGCCUCCCCAUGCAGUCACUGUACACGGAGAGGUUCUCCCUGGAGAUCAUGAAGCUAAGGAAGUCAGGAGAGAUUGACAAACUGAAAAGGAAGUGGUACGAUGGACCAUGCAAGCAUCAGAUUUCCGGAGCCGUGACCACUGCUGCUGGCAACACGCUAGACUUCAAGUCCAUGGCUGGCGUGUUCUACUGUCUGUUCGGGGGAGUUACGUUCGGGUGUGUGGUUGUCGUGUUUGAGUGGUGCGUGGCGGCACACAAGGAGGUUCACCCCCAUAAACCAGAGAGACCUCGGUCUUUCUGCGAAGCUCUGCGGAACAGGAUGGGGCGGAUGUCGCAGGACAUUCGCGAGAACUGGUACCCCUGGAAGUACUGCUGCCGGCGGAAGGACCGCGCCGAAGUCAUCAUUUACGACAAACCGGGAAUACAAAAGGAGAUCACCCUCAGCAGCCUUCUCAGUAACGGUACCCUGAACAGAACGACCGGGGUCGUAAGAACAGAGGACCCGUGCAUCGACUUAUACCAGCAAAACAUCAAUAGGCCCUCCCUGCGCAGGUCGAGAGCGACUUACGAGAGUUCGAUAGAGGAACCUCCAGAACAAACAACAACCGACUCCUGUGAAAAAAGACGACGUCUUCUGAACAUGGUUCUUCGUUCAAAUUCUUCAGAAUGA